AUGGCACAUCUCCCUGAGUCUUCCACCUCCAUUGAGGUCUUUGCUCUCUUAACAGGAAAGCUUUAUCUUCCCGAUCGCUGGCUGUUCGAAGAUGGUGACGAGGACAUACGUGCAGCACGUCAACACUCUCCCGACUACAGUUUCCUCAUUCGGCACCCGUCCGGAAAGAAUGUUCUUUUCGAUCUAGGCAUGCGAAAGGAUCUUGAAAACUACCCCCCGAUUAUUGUCGAUGAGUAUCCAUACAUCAGCCCGGAUAUACCCAUGGAUGCAGCCGAUAUCCUCAAUUCCGGCCCCCAUUCCGCGGAUAGUAUCUCUGCUAUUGUGCUCUCACAUCUGCACUUCGAUCACAUAGGGGACUGCAACAAAUUUCCUCACGCUUCUGUCAUUGUUGGUCCAGGAAGUCGGGCCGCCACAACGCCAGGGUUUCCCAGUGACCCGAGAUCCCCGUUUCUUGGUUCGGUCCUUGAGCAUCCUGGAUUCCUAGAACUCAGUCUUGAGUCAGAGAAAUGGGUACCGAUCGGUCCAUUCCCCCGCGCCUACGACUACUUUGGUGAUGGAAGCUUCUAUAUACUCGAUACGCCCGGCCAUAUGCCGGGUCACUUAAGUGGCCUUGCGCAGACUGGGCCGCAAGAGUGGGUCUUUAUGGGAGGAGACUGCUGUCAUCACCGUGACCUCCUCUCGGGGAAGAGGCCUGUGAGCGUUACGGUAGGACCUAACGGAACAAAGAGCUUCCACAAAGACCCACAGACCGCCAUUAACACAAUGGACUUGGUAAGAGAACUGGAGGCAGAUGGAAGGGUGUUUGUGGCGUUGGCCCAUGACGCCACAUUGGAAAGAGGGAUGCCACUGUACCCGGAAAGGUUGAAUGGGUGGAAGAAAAGCCAGUGGCACAAACAAAUGAGUGAGCUCAUUGCACAAAUGUACGAAUGCUAG
Molecule: messenger RNA, 933 nt
Organism: Penicillium hordei
Lineage: Eukaryota; Fungi; Ascomycota; Eurotiomycetes; Eurotiales; Aspergillaceae
Product: MBL fold metallo-hydrolase
Exons: 2
Coding region: 1-933 (310 amino acids)
Source: RefSeq, a predicted model, not a curated record